Messenger RNA from Ambispora gerdemannii, 852 nucleotides. NCBI's taxonomy places the organism in Eukaryota, Fungi, Glomeromycota, Glomeromycetes, Archaeosporales, Ambisporaceae. The record is from the annotation of a GenBank genome assembly.
GUUGAGGAAAUCAGGGACAGAAUAAGAGAAAGUAUUGAUAACGAAAUGAGUAAGAAAAGAAAUACUGUUAACCAAAUUCCUAAUACUUCCGGUUGCUCAUCAUAUUCAUCAACUUUUCCAUCAGGUCCUUUGCUUAAAGAUAAUAUGGAUUAUUAUACAGAUGCUAAAGACUAUUUAAAUGAACACUAUCCCGAAGUAACUCGAGGGCAAGUAUUCGAGUUAGAUUUAAAAAAUAAAAAGCUUAAAGGUUGCUUAAAAGUAGAAAGUUUUACUAACUUAGAAACCCUUAAAUGUUCUGAUAAUUGCCUGUCCAGUAUUGAUUUUCCUCAUAAUUUUGAAAAGUUGACUACUUUAGAAAUAAAAAAAAAUAUAUUUAAAGAUCAAUCAUUGUCAAUGUUUAGUGGACUUGUUAACUUAGAAAAUCUAGAUGUAAGUGAAAACAAGUUUAUUGGUUCAUUGGAACCCUUAAAAGACAUAAAAAAUUUGAAAAACUUGAAUAUUUCAAAAACAUAUCUCGAACCCACUUUGGAGUACACAAAGAAUCUGAUUGAGUUUUAUUGUUCCUGUUCCAACAAUGAUUUGACCACUUUGAACUUAACAAAUAGUACGCAAUUAGUAAAACUUGACUGUUCCCAUAAUAAACUAACUGAACUAGAUAUCAAUAAGUGUUCUGAAUUAGUCUUCCUUUAUUGCAAUAACAAUCUUUUAAAACUUUUAAACCUUUCCCACAAUGAAAAAUUAGAAGAAUUAAACCUCGCUUCUAAUAAUUUCUACAAUCAAAAUUUAUCUUUUUUGGCUCAUUUGACUGAACUAAGGAGGCUGGAAUUAGGGGAAAACUUAGGGGAAAAAUGA